Molecule: messenger RNA, 5660 nt
Organism: Mastomys coucha (southern multimammate mouse)
Lineage: Eukaryota; Metazoa; Chordata; Mammalia; Rodentia; Muridae
Gene: Zc3h7a
Product: zinc finger CCCH-type containing 7A
Exons: 24
Coding region: 2041-4956 (971 amino acids)
Biological process (GO): miRNA processing
Molecular function (GO): protein binding; metal ion binding; miRNA binding
Source: RefSeq, a predicted model, not a curated record
ACCGGCCGCAGGGGAGCCUCAGGGGUCGUCGGACGGGCACGCGCCACGGCCCCUGCCUCCUGGACUGCCUGGAGGACAUCCGCGCACUAGCUUUUCCUAAUUCCCGGGUGCUGGGUGGUCGCGGGGCGCCCGCGUUCAUCAGUGUCUGGGUUUGGGGACGCUCGCGAGGCCAGCACCCGGGAGUGCGCGCUCGCCGGGGUCGGGUUCGCCCCCGGGUGUUAUGCACGGCCCACCCCGCGUAUGGGUGGCGACUGGUUUCCGGUGUUCGGCCGGGGUUCGGAGACUACUAGGAUUCUCGGUUUUCCUUUCCCCUCCCUUAAAGAAUGGAGACCUGUCAGUUCCCAUUAGCGGGAAUUUCCGGUUAGGGGUAGUCAGCGCAGGGGUGUGGUCAGGUUGGAAGGUCCUGGCUUGGCCCAAGGGGUGGUGCCUGCAUUCUGAGUGGGUGAAUUUAUUCCGGGGUUGGGCGUUUUCGGGUCCCCAGAUGUUAAGAUAGUCAUAGUGUUAGGUAUUUAAGACCUGCGCUGUCCAGUGUGGGGCCGUCGAGCACUCGAAUGUGGCAAGAAUUAGAGAUUCGCUUCUGGUUUCAAUUUUUUGUUUGUUUCGAGACAGGGUUUCUCUGUGUAGCCUUGGCUGUCCUGCAACUCAUUUUGUAGAUUAGGCUGGACUCGAGCUUAGAGAUCCGCCUGCUCCUACCUCCAGAAUGCUGUGAUUUAAAAGCUGCGUGCCACCACCGCCCCGCUCUGGUCUCCGUUUUAAGGUCUGAUUUGAAAGAUUGUUUGGGAGGAAAAAAAAAAAAAAGAACGAAAAAUAUCUCCUAUGCUUAAAUCAGCGUGUGUUUAGCAAGCAGUGUGUUACAUAGUUAUUUGGGGAGAUACCUGUUGUGGCUACGUUAGAAUAAAAACAAUCUGUUCAGUUUCUUUUUACUUUUUUAGUAUGGCCACUUAGUAAUUUAAAAUGGCACGUACAGCGGGUAUCGUUUUUCGAUUGGACAGUGCUCGCCCGGAGCGUCUGAGUGGGGGAGGGGUUGGGAGCUCUUGCCAUCUGCUCUUUUCCUGCUUCUUUUGGAAGUAGCUGCUUUUCCUGGAGGUCCUUAAGGAAUCCAAGAUUCUUUUCACCUCCGUUGAACUGAUGAGCAGAGCUACUCCGUGUAUGUGUGUGUGUGUGUCUCAGAGUUGGUGUUGGUGUGAUCAUCUUUGGACUAAAUCAAGUGCAUUGACAGUUUUCUCUGUUGAAAAAUGUCCCCUUUCUGCUCUGUUGGACCAGAAGGGCGCACUUACAGAUGGGAAUAAGAUUGAGUUAUUGAGGUUGAAUAUCGUCAAUAUUUGGAGAGGGGUAUUGUGCAAAGAACAAGUUGAUUAGUGUCCUCCAGAUGGACCAGAACACUCCUUCCCAGCUGUGUUCAUGUGACUUUUGGUUGUGGGUUAUAAUCUGACCUCCAGGCUCUUCUCUUUUGGUUCCCAGAUCUAUUAGAAACAAUGUUCAUUUGUCAGCUGUAAGGUUUUACAGUUGUUAAUAUUGACUGAUUUAUGAAACCUGCUGGCUGAUUUAGGUGUGUUCAAUCCAUUUGUAAGGGACUGGUUGAUAGUCAACUGAGGAAAUAGUUUGAGUUAAGAAGGAGAUAGAGAUCAAAAACAUCUUUAGACAGAACCAUGGGAGGAAACUUGCUUUCUAGAUAAAACCUUUGUGUGCUUUGUCUCAGCAAACCUACCUUUUCUCCAUGAUCUUCAAGUGAAAUGUGUUUCCAGUGCCGGGUGUCCGCUUUAUGCUGUGCUCCAGCCACUUAGAGUGAAAUGGGAGGCCCCUUGGAGCCCUGGAGUUCCAAACCAGCCUGAGCAGCAGUGCGGUCUCACCUCAAACAGCAAACAACAAUACAGUUGGAAUAAACUUCUGAGGUCUACACAAAUGAAGAAAAAACUGUUGCCCAGACUCCGGUGUGAAAAGGAGCCAGCUCUGUGGAAGACUGGGAUGUACACUGGACAGAGAGAACAACAAACAAUGCUUUUGAGAUUGCUCAUUUAGCAAGUGGAUGUACAGGGUAACAUGUCCAGUGUGUCCGAGGAGAGAAGAAAAAGGCAGCACAGCAUAAAGGAAGGUCUACAGUUCAUCCAGUCUCCGCUGUCAUAUCCAGGGACCCAGGAGCAGUAUGCGGUGUAUUUGCAUGCGCUUGUGAGAAAUCUUUUUAAUGAAGGAAAUGAUAUUUAUCGGGAAUGUGACUGGAGUAGCUCUCUAAUUCAGUACUCAGAAGCUUUGAGUAUAGCUAAUUAUGCAAAGUCUGAAGAAAUUUUAAUUCCUGAAGAAAUCAUUGAAAAACUUCGUAUAAAUUGUAUUGCCUGCUAUUCUAAUAUGGGCCUCCGGGAUAAAGUUUUAGAAGACUGUAACGCUGUCCUCAGUGUUAAUGCCAGUAACUACAAGGCUCUGUACCGGAAGGCUAAGGCUCUGCGUGACUUAGGGCACUACAGAGAGGCCUACGACGCUGUGGCUAAGUGCUCCUUAGCAGUGCCUCAGGAUGAACAUGUAAUAAAAUUAACUCAAGAAUUAGCUCAGAAAUUGGGAUUUAAAAUAAGGAAAGCAUAUGUUAGAGCUGAGCACUCACUGAAAGCAGUUCCUGGGGAUGUGGCUCCCAAGGCUGUGAACUAUUCUGUGGAAGAUAUUGAGCCAGAUUUGUUAACCCCAAGGCAAGAGGCACUUUCGAUUGUCUGCCUUCCUACAUCUGGUUUUUCUCAUGUCGUUGGGAGUGAGCUGGCCUCUGUUCCUAUUAUGCCUGUAACUUCGGUUUUGCAACUGCAAGUGGAUGAGAGCCCUCUGCCAUCCACAGUGUUUGCAAAUGGAGGGAAGAUUCCCUUCACCGUAUCAGACGCUUUUCUAGAUGAUGACAUUGUUCUUGGAGAUGAAAUAGAUGCUCUUCUUGAUUCUGCCCCAGAAGCAAAUGCUGCUGUUAUGUCCUCCACCCUGCUCAGAGGACCCCUCCCGACUGCCAAUGCAGCUCCGAGCUUGCCCUUCGGGACACCAUCCCUGCUUGGAACCUUGCCCAGUGGUGCAAGGUAUGCUCCUCAGCCCUCCUUUGCAGAGUUUUUUCCACCUCAGACGCCAUCCUUGGAAGACUUUUACUCUUCUUUAAAUUCAUUUUCAGUGACUGAAUCCAAACGAGAUCUGUCCACCUCAACUGCUAGAGAGGGAACAACGCUUAACAACAGUAAUUCCUCCCUUUUACUUAUGAAUGGACCAUGUAGUUUGUUUGCCUCUGAAAAAAUUCUGGGAAUUACAAGUCAGCCUAGAAAUGACUUUGGAAACUUUUUUGGAAAUGUGAUCGCUAAACCAUUUUCAUCAGGGACUCCUAGGCAUCCCCUCGAAGGAACCCACGAGCUGAGGCAAGCUUGCCAGAUCUGCUUUGUAAAAUCAGGCCCUAAGUUAAUGGAUUUCACAUACCAUGCAAAUUUAGAUCAUAAAUGUAAGAAAGAUAUUUUAAUUGGUAGGAUAAAAAAUGUUGAAGAUAAAUCAUGGAAAAAAAUACGCCCAAGACCAACAAAAACAAAUUAUGAAGGACCAUAUUAUAUAUGCAAAGAUGUUGCUGCAGAGGACGAAUGCAGAUAUUCUGGCCACUGCACUUUUGCUUAUUGCCAAGAAGAGAUAGAUGUGUGGACCCUGGAAAGAAAAGGGGCAUUCAGUCGAGAGGCUUUCUUUGGUGGCAAUGGAAAGAUCAGCCUUACUGUGGUCAAAAUUCUCCAAGAGCAUCUUGGAGAGUUUAUAUUCCUUUGUGAGAAAUGUUUUGAUCAUAAACCUAGGAUGAUAAGUAAAAGAAAUAAAGAUAAUUCCACUGCCUGUUCUCACCCGGUCACGAAGCAUGAAUUUGAGGACAAUAAGUGCCUUGUCCACAUUUUGAGAGAGACCACAGUAAAAUAUUCCAAAAUACGUUCUUUUCAUAAACAAUGUCAACUUGAUUUAUGUCGACAUGAAGUCCGUUAUGGCUGUGUGAGGGAAGAUGAGUGCUUCUAUGCCCAUAGUCUUAUUGAACUGAAAGUCUGGAUAAUGCAAAAUGAAAGAGGUAUCUCCCAUGAUGAAAUUGCUCACCAAUCCAAACAAUACUGGAGAAGCGUGGAAGCGAGCCUGCCUGGAGUGCAGGUCCUUGGUAAUCAAAUAAUGCCUGGAUUACUUAACAUGGAGAUAAAGUUUGUAUGUGCUCAGUGUCUGAGAAAUGGCCAAGUCAUUGAACCAGACAGGAACAGGAAGUACUGCAGUGCCAAAGCACAGCACUCGUGGACCAAAGAACGUCGUGCAAUGAGAGCUAUGUCUUUUGAACGUAAGAAGUGGAUGAACAUCCGUCCUCUCCCCACAAAGAAACAAAUGCCUUUACAGUUUGAUCUGUGCAACCAUAUUGCUAAUAGAAAAAAGUGUCAGUAUGUUGGCAACUGUUCCUUUGCUCAUAGUCCUGAGGAACGGGAAGUGUGGACUUACAUGAAGGAUAACAAAAUACAUGAUAUAGAACAAUUUUAUGAACUCUGGCUGAAGAACCAAAAAACUGAAAAAAGUGACGAGACAGCCAGUCACUGUAGCAAAGAAAACGGGAAGCAGAUCCACAUGCCAACAGACUAUGCAGAAGUCACUGUGGACUUCCACUGCUGGAUGUGUGGGAAGAACUGUAACAGUGAGAAGCAAUGGCAAGACCACAUCUCCUCCGAGAAGCACAAGGAGAAGGUUUUCCACACUGAGGAUGACCAGUACUGCUGGCAGCACCGCUUCCCCACCGGGUACUUCAGUAUUUGUGAGAGGUAUAUGAAUGGCUCCUGCAUAGAAGGAAGCAGCUGUAAAUUUGCACAUGGAAAUGCUGAACUUCAUGAAUGGGAAGAAAGAAGGAAGGCCCUACAGAUGAAACUCAAGAAAGCACGGAAAGAUCACCUAAUUGCCCCAAAUGAUAAUGACUUUGGAAAAUAUAGUUUUUUGUUUAAAGAUUUAAAGUAAUAUGCUGGCUUUUAUGUAACCCAAUCAGAGCACUGACCAGAAAAAUUGGAAGAGUUGAAAGGCACGUAGCAGAGGAGCUGCAGAUUUCUGCUUGAUUGGCAUCUGUCGUCCCUCCUGAGCAGCAACCCACAGUAGAUAGGAAAAGGCUGUUUGACAGGCCUGGCUGAGCUCUUGCAGAGCCACUGCAUCAGAUGGUGAAGUGACUUGCUGCCAGGUGGCUGUCUGUUGGACAGAAGUUUGGAUGAGGUGUGUUGGGGAAGAGGGUAAGGUUGAGGAUGACUCUGAGGUAAGAACCAUGGCCAUGAGAGAAUAAUGCACACUGGGAUCAGAAUAAGUGAUGGAUGAAAUUCCUUAUGUGUCUUAGUGGAAUGAAUUUAUUUAAUAUAAUAAAGUCUGCUACUUAUCUGUAUGUAGGUUGCUAAAAAGGAUUUUUCUUAACUCAGAUUUUUAAGCCAAAUACCCAUUUAGCACUAGUGUCUGUUAAGUGGGUAUUUUCUGUACGUUUGUCUCACUGUGGUAAGGGAACUGAUGAUCAUGCACAGCAAGAACAUUUUGAAAAUAAUCAAUUGACACAAACUUUAUUUCUUGUUUUUUUUUUUUUUUUCGCCGUUUAAAUAAUUUUUGAAAGAUUCAACUUGUACUGCUGGUAUUGUGUAGUGUAUGGACCAAUAUUGCUUAUAAUAAAAGAUUUUACAUAGAGAUGA